GAAGUCGCGCCGUGGAGCCAAAUUUGAAGUGAGCGGAGUCGCGGGGCUGCGGCCCCAAAGCUGGACGGGUCGUGGAGUCCUUGAUUAUCUGGGCUUAUCGAGUCCAGUCAUCAUGCCUAUCCGUGCUCUGUGCACCAUAUGCUCCGACUUCUUCGACCAUUCCCGCGACGUGGCCGCCAUCCACUGCGGCCACACCUUCCACCUGCAAUGCCUAAUUCAGUGGUUCGAGACAGCACCAAGUCGGACUUGCCCACAGUGCCGAAUCCAGGUUGGCAGAAGAUCCAUCAUCAAUAAACUUUUCUUUGACCUUGCUCAGGAGGAGGAGAGUGUCUUAGAUGCAGAAUUCUUAAAGAAUGAACUGGACACUAUCAGAGCCCAGCUUUCCCAGAAAGAGAAGGAGAAACGAGACAGCCAGGCCAUCAUUGACACUCUGCGGGACACUCUGGAAGAGCGCAAUGCCACCGUGGAAUCUCUGCAGAAAGCCUUAGACAAGGCUGAAAUGCUGUGCUCCACCCUCAAGAAGCAGAUGAGGUACUUGGAGCAGCAGCAGGAUGAGACCAAACAAGCACGGGAGGAGGCUCGCCGACUCAGGAGCAAGAUGAAGACCAUGGAGAGGAUUGAUCUCCUACUCCAGAGCCAGCGGCCCGAGGUGGAGGAGAUGAUCCGAGACAUGGGUGUGGGACAGUCGGCGGUGGAGCAGCUAGCUGUGUACUGCGUGUCCCUCAAGAAAGAGUACGAGAAUCUAAAAGAGGCACGGAAGGCUUCAGGAGAGCUAGCUGACAAGCUGAGGAAGGACUUGUUUUCUUCCAGAAACAAGUUGCAGACAGUCUGCUCUGAACUGGACCAGGCUAAGUUAGAGCUGAAGUCAGCCCAGAAAGACCUACAGAGUGCUGACAAGGAAAUCAUGAGCCUGAAAAAAAAGCUAACGAUGCUACAGGAAACCCUGAACCUGCCGCCAGUGGACAGUGAGACUGUCAACCGCCUGGUUUUAGAGAGCCCAGCCCCUGUGGAGAUGCUGAACCUGAAGCUUCGCCCACCAGCCUUCAGUGAUGAAAUUGACCUCAAUGCCACCUUUGAUAAGGACACCCCUCCUGCCUGGCCCUCCAGCGUCAAGCAUAGCCACGCCAAGAAGCUCUGCAUAGAAAAGACAUACUCUCCUGUUCAGGACAUUCCCAAGAAGAUGCCCAAAGGCUCGAAGCAGGAGUCCCAGCUCUCACUGGGCGGCCAGUGCUGUGUGGGAGAGCCAGAUGAAGAGCUUGCUAGUGCCUUCCCUAUCUUCAUCCGGAAUGCAGUCCUGGGCCAGAAGCAGCCCAAGAGGACCAGGGUAGAGCCAUGCCGAAGCACAGAUGCGGUAAGGACGGGCUUUGAUGGGCUUGGAGGCCGGACAAAAUUCAUCCAACCUAGUGACAUGACUAUAAUCCGUCCGCUGCCUGUGAAGCCCAAGGCCAAGGCUAAGCAGAGAGUGGGGACAAGGACACUACUCCCUCCCUCCCAGCCCAAGCUCGACGCUUUCCUGUGGUAGUAAGAACAGCAAGUCUCAUUCCUGGCCAGAUACAUGCCUCUAACUUGUCGGCUAAGGACUGGCUCGGCAGAGUGUUUGGGGGUCAUGGCCCCUCUUCUAGAACCAGCUCCAAGGGCAAGGAUAGAGAAGAAGAAGGGGGUAAGGAUGGUAACCAGAGGCUGCUUUUCCUGCACUCUCUGUGCUCCACCCUGGCUAUAUUGGACCUACUUGACCAGCUCACCAUUCGUUCUAGCAGGGCAUGCUCUUGUUCUAGGCUCCCAUUAUAGCCAUGAUCAGAUAUGGCUUGGCUACCUUUGUCCUCCAGACCAGGAUCUUUGUUGACUGUGUGGUCCAAAGUGUUAAAUGCUUCUCAGGCAGCUUUGGUCUGCCCCCUCCCAGACUUGCUGCUCGGCAUGGCCUGGGCCAAGCAGGGUAGGAAUGGGGGAUGGUGGUGGGGAGAGGAUGUGGGAAAGAUUUCUAUGUAAAAUAAAAAGACAGAAUCUCUUCUACCUACUUCUGGAAGUGUAAAUUUGUACCAACCCUUUGGAAAACUGGCAAGCUUUCUAAGGAGGUACCUUCACCUAGACUCAGACCUAGCAUUUCCAUCCCCAGCUAUGUGCCCUCUCAUUGGGUGCAAAGAGACUCUCACAAGAGUGAGAUCACAGCAUGGAGCCUCCCUAGUGGUGCAGGGGGUUGGGACACAACCUAUGAGGCUGUCUACAGCCUCUGCAGCACGGGUUCAGUCCCCAGCCGGGGAGCUACUCACAUGGCGCAGCGGACCUCUCCUGUCUCGCCCACUACUCCCCUCAGCAGUGUACUUCGGUCAAUCUGCCUGUUCUGCUUCCCACUCUGUCUCUGGUGAAUCCUCUCACCCCCCACACCUCUGGCCUGUACCCCAGUUCUUGUAUGCAUA
This is a messenger RNA of Talpa occidentalis (Iberian mole), 2414 nucleotides long. It is a transcript of the gene TRAIP, whose product is annotated as TRAF interacting protein. The transcript is spliced from 15 exons. NCBI's taxonomy places the organism in Eukaryota, Metazoa, Chordata, Mammalia, Eulipotyphla, Talpidae. The record is from RefSeq and is a predicted model, not a curated record. The coding region runs from base 113 to 1522 and encodes 469 amino acids.